Messenger RNA from Dromaius novaehollandiae (emu), 2563 nucleotides. It is a transcript of the gene ABRAXAS1, whose product is annotated as abraxas 1, BRCA1 A complex subunit. The record is from RefSeq and is a predicted model, not a curated record. Gene Ontology annotation, biological process: attachment of spindle microtubules to kinetochore; protein K63-linked deubiquitination; mitotic spindle assembly. The transcript is spliced from 9 exons. Gene Ontology annotation, molecular function: microtubule binding; polyubiquitin modification-dependent protein binding. Gene Ontology annotation, cellular component: nucleus. Bases 548 to 1690 code for a protein of 380 amino acids. NCBI's taxonomy places the organism in Eukaryota, Metazoa, Chordata, Aves, Casuariiformes, Dromaiidae.
CGCUCCCACCGCGUCUCUCCUCCGCGGCGCGUGUCGCUGCCUGGACAAAUUCUCACAUCUUUCAGUGUCAAAAAUUGCGCCUGCCGCGCUCGUAACUGUGGAGGAAGAGGCUCUCGGCCUCUUCGGAGCGCGCAGGUGUUUUAUGCCAGCAGCCAUUCCCCCCCGUUACGGCCCUGCAGCCGUUAAAGACGCAUGUGUAAUUCGGAAAUGAAACUGUAGCUGCAGCGAAGUUGCUCGUGCCGUCUCGCCCAUGGACGCUUGGCAGUGGUGGUAACCUGUAUCAUCAGGAUCGAGAUUCAGGCGCAACUUUGCCUCAUCCACGUGCGCUUGCUCUGCGUUUGGGCUGGUUUUUUGUUUGUUUUUACGUUAUGCUGUUCCCUUAUUAUAACGUGUUUCAAUUUAGAUUGCUUACAGUGCUGAGUAAGGUCAGAAAAUUGUUGUUGCUUUUAAAACUGCUAAAAGUCAGUGGCAAAAUGUAUGGUGCAGGACUAGUAGUAUUGCUUCCCUGGAGGAUUGGCGAACCUUUUGGCUUCAGCCUUGGAAGUGGAUGUUAAAGGAAGGUUUCCUCCUUGGAGAUGUGAAAGGCGAAGCCAAGAACAGCAUUACUGACUCACAGAUGGAUGAUGUUGAAGUUGUUUAUACAAUUGAUAUACAGAAGCACAUUCCAUGCUACCAGCUGUUCAGCUUUUAUAAUUCUGCAGGAGAACUGAAUGAACCUGCCCUGAAGAAAAUAUUAUCAGGCUGCAAAAAGAGCAUAAUAGGAUGGUACAAAUUCAGACGCAAUACAGACCAGACAAUGACAUUCCGAGAAAGACUUCUUCACAAGAAUUUACAGUCACACCUGUCAAAUCCAAGCCUUGUCUUCCUUUUAUUAACUUCCAGCGUGAUGACAGAAAGUUGUUCUACUUACAGACUGGAACAUGCUUUACACAGACCACAAGAGGGUCUUUUUCAGAAAGUUCCUCUGGUGGUUACUAACUUGGGUAUGGCAGAACAGCAGGGCUACAGAACAGUGUCUGGUUCCUGUAUAUCUGCUGGCUUUGUGAGAGCUGUAAGACAACACAGGUCAGAUUUCUUUUAUGAAGAUGGAUCUUUACAAGAGGUUCAUAAGAUUAAUGAAAUGUAUGCCACCUUGCAGGAAGAACUGAAGAACAUAAGCUCUACUGUAGAGGUCAGUGAACGAUCUGUAGAGAAGCUCUUAGCAGAAGUGAGCCAGUUAAAAGAAGAAAUAAAGAGAAAAAAGCAACGUAAAGACUCUGUGGGAGAGGACAAAAGUCACCCAGGAGAGCCAAAGGAGAAUGUUUUCCUUUGUCAGGCUUUGCAAACAUUUUUUCCCAAUUCUGGACUGCAGACAUGUAUUGUUUCCUUAAAAGGCAGCCAGAUAUUUAAGAACUGCUGUAACACUGACCAUAAUAUUAAUGUUGUAGACAAACUGACUCUCAUGGUAGAGGAAAGAGACUUCACUGAAGCUGAAACAAGACCAUUAACCAAGCGUAAGGUCAGAGGGACCACAGCAGGACCAAAAGCAUUCAAGAAAUCAAGAUCACUGCAGCUUCACCAAAAAUUACUUCGAGACCAAGAGGACAGUGACCAGGAAAGGAAGCUUACACUGAGCAGUACUGAAACUGAUGAGGAGGUGUUAGAAAAACUGAAGGAUGCAGCUGAAUAUCCACACUCUCCCACUUUCUGAUCACUUAGCUUAGUUAUUUGUCCAGAUGACUACAACUGCACCAAAAGCUACUGCUCGGAUGUUAAAACUGUCUCCUAUCAAUUUUAGUACUGCAGGGAUAAAACUGACAUACUGAAUUUGUGAAGUAUAUACUUACUUUGAAAUGCAUGAAUCCUGUUUGGCAUAUGCAGAGCAGAGUCCAGAUCUCAUUUCCUCAUUCUGCCUUCCAGAGCUAAGUCUGUUCUCUCUCUCAGGGUUUAAAUACUACACUAGUAGGGUGUAAGCAGUGAUACAUGUCACAUACUGCCUCAGAGUGAUACAACUUCAAGCUACUGCUGAAAAACAGUAUUAUGCCUUGGAUAAGCCUCUUCUCAGCAGGUGUUACCAAGAGCAUUGAGUCAACCCAGGUAACAUAAGAGGAGCAGAAAUCACCACAAUUGACAUAUUUCCACCUGUUCUUAGAUAUCCAGUACUCCAUAAGCUUCCCCCCGCUUCCAAUCCAACAGGGGAAGAACAGGUGUUUCACUUUGAACUUUAGUGAAACCUCCUAACAGGACAAAUGUCCAAACAGUCCUACAGUUAAGGAUUUUGCUACAAUAUGUAGAUGUCAGACUUCAACAACAGAGAUUUAACACUCCAUAAAGAAAUUAACAUAUCUGCUUCCACCAGUGAUGUUUUAUGCCAGCCAAGCACAUUUUUGGUAAAAAGUCUAUAAACAGUAAUUAAAAUAUAGUUUUAUUGGUCAUUUCUUUACAGUGCAUAUUACUCUGGAUACUUGACAUUACAGAUCUUGGGGUCCAUAAGAAAUGAUGGGUUCUUAAACAUAACUGGCAUAAAUCCUGUAAGAAAAGAUUGAGGUUUUUUUUAUUAAUAAAAGAUAUACUUGACUUACAA